Messenger RNA from Soboliphyme baturini, 1146 nucleotides. Lineage: Eukaryota; Metazoa; Nematoda; Enoplea; Dioctophymatida; Soboliphymatidae. The record is from the annotation of a GenBank genome assembly.
AUGAACGAACCAGCGGCCAACUUUCCUUAUCGUGAUAACGAUCAGCAGGAAAAUGACAAAACGAAACCACAGCCGUGCCCAUAUCAUAAGUACGAUGAUCCAUCGUACGCUACGCAAGCGGUUUACAUGUACGGAGACAAGGCCAGACUAUCGGGCAAAACUAUUUGUAUGGCAACCAUGCAAGCCACCUUCCAUCAUUAUAAUGUGCAUAACAUGUAUGGUAUGAAAAUGAGCCAAUCCACGGCCGAGAUUAAGUCGAACGGUGAGGACGGUGAGGACUUGGUGCCUCUCAUCAUAUCGCAGUCCACAUUUCCGAGCAGCGGACGAUUCGCAGGCCACUGGCUAGAGAGCACCUACGCGAAGUGGACUGACCUGAAAGGGAGUAUCAUCGACGUGCUCGAGUUCAAUCUGUUCGGCAUACCAUAUGUAGGACCUGAUAUGUGUACGCUAAGUGGAGACAUGCAGGAAGAGCUGUGCGUGAGGUGGCUGCAGCUUGGUGCAUUUUUUCCUUUAGCGAGAAUCCGCAGUGAACGAGGCGAAUUUUCCAAGUACCUAAUGAAGUGGAGUAGAGCUGGUCAAGUAGCAAGGGAUUCGCUGUUGCUGCGCUACACAUAUCUGCCCUAUAUUUACACUCAGUUUUACCGAGCCAAGUACUUUCAUGAGCCUGUCAUUCGACCGCUGUUUUAUGAAUUUCCUCAUGAUGACGAAACCUAUUCGAUAGAUAAACAAUUUAUGAUCGGUUCCGGACUGCUGGUCACUCCAAUUCUGGAACCAUUGACAGAUACACCCUCCGGCUAUUUCCCUCGCAGCAUCUGGUACAACAUAUACGACGAGCAGGCGAUUGGAAAAAGGGUUUUACCCUCAUAUCAGGACGUGGAAGUUUGUCCAGAUGGCACCGUCGCCAUACAUGCUAGAGGAGGGAUCGUAUAUCCUCGACAGAAGCCGGCGCUGACCAUCACCGAAAGCAGAAAGAAUCCUCUGAGUCUUCUGAUCGCGGUGAACGAGUCGAUGCAAAGCACGGGCGAAUUAUUCUGGGUCGGCGACAAUGAAACCCUGGCGAACAACAGCAAGUGCUAUGCGCUUUACGCGUUUUACUACACCUUUUACGGCAAGCAUCAUACGCUGAUAAUCACUGCUCAGCGGCCA